CACUAUUCACCUCGCCCUCUAGCGUUGGACCUUUAUUCUAACAAUUGGUUUCAGAGCCUUACUCUCUGAAAGACUUAACCGUUUGAGAGAAACGAUCAAUGGCUUCUACUCAAAACUUAUACGCAGGUUUAGGUGAAGGGCAAUCCACCACGAGGCCUCCGUUGUUUGAUGGAACGAACUACACUUAUUGGAAGGAGCGGAUGAGGAUUUACAUCCAAUCCACCAACUUUCUCCUAUGGAGAAUCAUCAAAAACGGCAAAGAUGUGCCCAUGAAGAAGGUUGGGGAAACCAAUGUCCCCAAAACCGAGGAUGAGUAUGAUGCGCAAGACAUCAAGAAAGUGGAGAACAAUGCAAAGGCCAUCAACAUCAUCUAUUGUGCCGUAAACCCGGAUGACUACCGGAAGAUUUCUUGUUGUUCCACCACCAAGGAAAUGUGGGACAAGCUAGAAAUCACCUAUGAAGGUACGGAUCAAGUCCGAGAAGCUAAAAUAGAUUUUCUAACCCAUGAAUAUGAAUUGUUUCGUAUGAAGGAGAAUGAGAAAAUCGAUGAGAUGUUUGAACGAUUCUCAAAAAUCGUCAAUGAUCUCCACGCUCUCAAAAAGACGUACACGGACAAUGAACUUGUGAGAAAAAUCCUGCGGAGUCUCACACCGAAAUGGCGCUCCAAAGCCGAUGCCAUCCAAGAGUCCACCGGCAUCACCAACGUCACCAUCGACGGGCUUAGAGGUAACCUCAAAACCUAUGAGUCUACCAUACUUUUCCCCUCUUUAGGAGAACAAAAGAAGAAGGGAAUUGCACUCAAGGCUUCCCAAGAACCCGCCAUGGAGGAAUCAAGUGAUGAAGACAACGAGUUUGGGCUCGUUAUCAAAAAAAUUUCACAAGUUCAUGCGAAAGGAGUAUGAACAAAAGAGCAAGAAAUAUAGAGGACCACCCAAGUGCUAUGGGUGUGGAGAAAUUGGGCAUAUCAAGCAAAAAUGCCCAAAUGCAAAAAACAAGAAGGAGAAGAAACCGUUCAAGAAGCACCGAGCUUACAUCUCGUGAGAGCUAAUUCUUGAAGAAAUUGUUGUGUUCUUG
Messenger RNA from Cuscuta campestris, 1074 nucleotides. Lineage: Eukaryota; Viridiplantae; Streptophyta; Magnoliopsida; Solanales; Convolvulaceae. The record is from the annotation of a GenBank genome assembly.